This is a messenger RNA of Henningerozyma blattae CBS 6284, 1164 nucleotides long. It is a transcript of the gene CYS3, whose product is annotated as cystathionine gamma-lyase CYS3. The record is from RefSeq and is a predicted model, not a curated record. Gene Ontology annotation, biological process: transsulfuration. Lineage: Eukaryota; Fungi; Ascomycota; Saccharomycetes; Saccharomycetales; Saccharomycetaceae. The transcript has a single exon. Gene Ontology annotation, cellular component: cytoplasm. Bases 1 to 1164 code for a protein of 387 amino acids. Gene Ontology annotation, molecular function: cystathionine gamma-lyase activity; pyridoxal phosphate binding.
AUGACUGUUUUACCUACUGACAAAUUCGCCACCAAAGCUAUCCAUGCUGGUGCCCAUAUCGAUGUUCAUGGUUCCGUUAUCGAACCAAUCUCUUUAUCAACCACUUUCAAGCAAUCUGCUCCAUCCCAACCAAUCGGUAUCUAUGAAUACUCCAGAUCUCAAAACCCAAACAGAAAGAAUUUGGAAGAAGCGAUUGCCACUUUGGAAAACGGUAAAUAUGGUUUAGCCUUCUCUUCUGGUUCUGCCACUACUGCUGUCAUCUUACAAUCAUUGCCACAAGGUUCUCACUCCAUUUCUAUUGGUGAUGUUUACGGUGGUACUCACAGAUACUUCACCAAGGUUGCCAAUGCCCAUGGUGUUGAAUCUACUUUUUCCAAUAACUUGAUUGAAGAAUUACCAACUUUGGUUAAGCCAAACACUAGAUUGGUUUGGAUCGAGUCCCCAACCAACCCAACUUUGAAGGUUACUGAUAUCCAAUUAGUUGUUGAUACUGUUAAGAAAUUGAACAAAGAUAUCUUGGUUGUUGUCGACAAUACCUUCUUAUCCCCAUACUUAUCCAACCCAUUGAACUUUGGUGCUGAUAUUGUCGUUCACUCUGCCACUAAAUACAUCAACGGUCACUCAGAUGUUGUUUUGGGUGUCUUAGCUACAAACAGCAAGGAAAUUUACGAAAGAUUACAAUUCUUACAAAAUGCCAUUGGUGCUAUCCCAUCUCCAUUUGAUGCUUGGUUAGCUCACAGAGGUUUAAAGACUUUACAUUUGAGAGUUAGACAAGCCUCUCUUUCUGCUCAAAAGAUUGCCGAAUUCUUGGCUCAAGAUCCUAAUGUCAUUGCUGUCAACUACCCAGGUUUAGAAUCUCAUCCAAACCGUGAUAUUGUCAAGAAGCAACACCGUGACGGUUUAGGUGGUGGUAUGAUCUCCUUCAGAAUUAAGGGUGGUGCUGAAGGUGCCUCAAAAUUCACUCAAAAGACUAGAUUAUUUACUUUAGCCGAAAGUUUAGGUGGUAUUGAAUCCUUAUUGGAAGUUCCAGCUGUCAUGACACAUGGUGGUAUUCCAAAGGAAGCCAGAGAAGCUACUGGUGUCUACGAUGAUUUGGUCAGAUUAUCUGUUGGUAUCGAAGAUGUCGACGACUUGUUAGCCGAUGUCAAGCAAGCUUUGAACUAA